Molecule: messenger RNA, 5333 nt
Organism: Polyodon spathula (Mississippi paddlefish)
Lineage: Eukaryota; Metazoa; Chordata; Actinopteri; Acipenseriformes; Polyodontidae
Product: double-strand-break repair protein rad21 homolog
Exons: 14
Coding region: 125-2017 (630 amino acids)
Biological process (GO): replication-born double-strand break repair via sister chromatid exchange; mitotic sister chromatid cohesion; synaptonemal complex assembly
Cellular component (GO): synaptonemal complex; cohesin complex
Molecular function (GO): protein binding; chromatin binding
Source: RefSeq, a predicted model, not a curated record
UGUUUAGUGAGUCAGGGAGAAGCUGGGGUUAGUAAGUAGGUUUAAACAUCGCAGCUACCAAAAAGGAAUACAGCAAUUGGAGAUAAACAGGUUUUUCCUCUCGCUGUGAAAAGGAGCUGGGACAAUGUUUUAUGCCCACUUUGUCCUAAGCAAGAGAGGGCCGUUAGCCAAAAUUUGGUUAGCGGCCCAUUGGGAUAAGAAACUCACCAAAGCUCAUGUGUUUGAGUGUAAUUUGGAGAGCAGUGUGGAAAGCAUCAUCUCCCCCAAGGUCAAAAUGGCCCUGAGGACCUCAGGUCAUCUUCUCCUGGGGGUUGUAAGAAUCUACCACAGGAAAGCCAAAUACCUCCUUGCAGAUUGUAAUGAAGCAUUCAUCAAGAUCAAAAUGGCUUUUCGUCCAGGUGUGGUGGAUUUGCCUGAAGAGAACAGAGAGGCAGCCUACAAUGCAAUCACACUGCCUGAAGAAUUCCACGAUUUCGACCAGCCCUUACCGGAUUUAGAUGAUAUUGACGUUGCACAGCAGUUUACACUGAACCAGAGCAGAGUGGAAGAAAUCACCAUGAGAGAGGAAGUGGGAACUGUGAAUCUCUUGCAAGAAAAUGACUUCGCUGAUUUUGGUAUGGAUGAUCGGGAAAUGAUGCGAGAAGAAAGUGCGUUUGAAGUUGACAUAAUAGGCACUUCCUCCAAUCUUCUGCUUGAGCCUGAGCCCAACAUAAGUCAGCUGAACGAUAAGACAAACCACCUGGAAUAUGAUGAUCAGUAUAAAGACGACACCUUUGGAGACAAUCCCAUGGAUACCAAUGAUGGCGGGAUCUUGGUUGACAAACUUCUGAAUGAAGAUGGAGGUAUUUUUGAUGACCCUCCUGCUAUGACAGAAAGUGUGAUGAUGCCCCAAGAACAUGCACGUGAUGAUGACGAUUUUGAUAUGUCACCUGGGGGCCCUGAUAGUCCAGACUCCGUGGAUCCAGUUGAGCCCCUGCCAACCAUGACUGACCAGACAACUCUAGUACCCAAUGAAGAGGAAGCUUUUGCGCUGGAACCCAUUGAUAUCACUGUUAAAGAGACCAAAGCUAAGAGGAAGAGGAAGCUAAUUGUGGACAGUGUAAAGGAGCUGGACAGCAAAUCCAUCCGUGCACAGCUCAGUGAUUACUCCGACAUUGUCACAACGCUUGACCUUGCUCCUCCAACCAAGAAGCUUAUGAUGUGGAAGGAGACUGGUGGUGUUGAGAAGCUGUUCUCUCUGCCUGCACAGCCACUGUGGAACAGCAGGCUACUUAAGAUGUUUACACGCUGCCUUACUCCAUUGGUACCCGAUGAAUUGAGGAAGAGGAGAAAGGGUGGGGAAGCGGACAGUCUGGAUGAAUUCCUCAAGGAGUUUGAGAAUCCAGAGGUGCCAAGAGAAGAGCAACUACAGCAGCGAGACAUCAUUGACCAGACUAUUUUGGAAGAACCAAGCCGUCUGCAGGACUCUGCGAUGGAGGGCAGCAGGACCACCCUUGAUGAGUCUGUUCUGCCACCACCCCCACAACAAAGAGGACAGAAGCGCAAAUCUGAGUCUGAGCCAGCCCUACCUCUUGGUGCUCUCGAACAACAGCCAGAACUGCAGCAACCACCACAGCUAGAGAUCCCGCCUGUGGUGCUGCCCCCAGAGGAGCCACAGAACAUAAUUGACCUGAUCCCUGAGCUAGACAUCCUGAUGGAAAAGGGGAAAGAGAAAGGGAAGGAUGAUGAGGAGGAGGAGGAGGAGGAAGAGGUUCAAGGUGGUGACCAGGACCAAGAGGAAAGAAGAUGGAACAAGAGAACUCAGCAGAUGCUUCAUGGUUUACAGAGAGCUUUGGCAAAAACAGGAGCCGAAUCAAUCAGUCUUCUUGAGCUGUGUCGAAACAACAACAAAAAACAAGCGGCAGCAAAAUUCUACAGCUUUCUGGUACUUAAAAAGCAGCAGGCCAUUGAGCUCACACAAGAAGAACCUUACAGUGAUAUCGUCGCCACACCAGGACCAAGAUUCCAUAUUAUAUAAAAAUAUAAUUCUGACUAGUACAUUUCACACGAAGGUUUUAAGCAUUUACCCUGUAUGAAGGGUUUCUUCAGGUUAUUGCAGGUUAUUUUAUUUGUUUGUAUAAAGUUUUUUUUCUAUUUUUUAUUUUUUUAUUUUAUUUCAUCUACUGUUAAACCUGUCUGAGCAUUGGAUAGGGAAGAUUUUUUCCAUUUUUUUUUUUUUUUUUUUUUUUUAAACGAAGAUGGUCAGUGAGUAAAACCUGUUCUUGCGUUUUAUUUUGUAGCUCAGAUGGAGUGCAAUUUUGGGAUUUUAACACAAUAAUUAAAGGUGGUUGUCAAUAAGGCCUGGAUCAUGGCUGGCUUGAAAAGUAACAUUUCAGCCUCGUCAGUUCAUAGGUGAUCAUAGUAUUAAACUUAACUUGGUUAUGGAACCUAGCUUAAAUGUUGCCCCCCCAUGGUUUAUGAAGACACAAACACUUAUCUAUGCAGAAGUGCUGUGUUUCAUAGUUACACAUUCUCAAAGACUUAUUUAAAAAAAAAAAAAAAAAAAAAAAAAUCUAAUAUUGCAUUCUCCGUGUCAGCUGUGUUUGGUGUUUUUUAAAUACAUAUUUUAAAAGUACUUUAUUUUAAAGUAAACAAUUAUUUUUAUGAAUAGGAAAAACACAUGUUGUAAAGUGCCAUUUAAUAUUUCCACAAUUUGUAAGUUAAAUACUAAAGUGAAGGUUCUUUCUUGGCAUUUGCACUUACCUUUUUAAAUUUUUUUUUGUUGAUAAUUUUGAACUCAAUCAUUUAAUGAUAGCAGUUUCAAAUUAGACCCCACAAAUGUAUGGAAAUCCUUUAGGUGGAAUUGUUUUCCGUGUAAUGUUUUAUAAGUACUUUUUUGUAAUAAUUGAACAUCAUGCAGCUUUUGAAUUUUAAACAGUCUCCCCCCUGUUGUAAAACAAAACAAGCGAAAAGAACAUGUAGAUACUGCUAAUUAUGGAAAGGAUAAUCAUUUGCAAGUGUGACAGAACUGUUUUGGUAGAUGGAGUUGUUUUAAUGCUUAUUUAGUUCUCCACUUACUGUUUCUAAAUUAGCGGCUGUGUUAUGUAUAACUUUUCUAAUAAAAAAAAAAAAAAAAAAAUCUUAAAUCCAUUUUUAAACUAUCAGUUUCACAAUAUACUUGUCUCUUCACCUUUCUUUGAUUUCAUGGCUCCAAAGUGUAUCCUAUGUAUGUAAAGGGUUGACCUUAAGGCAAGGCGAGUGAGGCAGCCACCUAGGGUCCCCACCCCUUUUAUGGGGCUCCGCGCUCAACCGAACUGCCUGAGAUUUUAAUGGGCUCCUUACGUAUGCUCAGAACGUUCAGGGGUGCAAAUUUGGAUUACCCAUAUAGCACCAGCAACAUUAAAUUCUGGUGCCAGACUUUUUUUUUUUUUUUUUUUAUUUUUAUUCCUUGGCAACCAUAGAUGAUUUUUUCAUUGGAUCUGGACUACUUGCAUGAUCCACUCACACUCGUCCACCUACACAGGAGAGCAGGGUCGUGUGGGGAAAGUGGUAGCAAACAUGUUGCAGCACACUUACACAGUUAUUAAUUACAUCUUUGUUCAGGAAGUCAAAAAGGUAUGUGGGCAAUACUAGACUUAGCAGGUAACAAUACAUUGUUAAAUAAUGUUUUGUGUUUGCAAGCUUCUUCAUUUACUGCGAAAGUUAAGAUUUGCUAGUUUAUAAACAAUUAGUUUAAAAAGUGCUCAUGCUUUUGGUUAAGUGCAUAUAUUCACAUAUUUUUAACAUAAUCUGUUGAUGCAGCUAUGUAAAUCCAUUAAUACAUUUCAGUGUAGCUGAAUUCACAUGCUGUUUCAUUCAUAUGUCAAAUGUUUGGGCUACUCAUGUCUGCUGUCUAAGAUUUCUUAAUAUAGCAAUUUUGGUGUUGAGAUAUAUAAUCUCACACAGCACAAUGUUUCUAAUACCGUUCAUUUUGUAAUUUUUUUUUUUUUUUUUUUAAUCCAGUAACAUACUGUUUUUGAAUGGAAUAAUUUUAAUAAUGACAAACUACAUGUACCUAUAUGUAAAAUUCCCUCUAACCCAUUUUUUUUUACUAAGAAAAGUGUCAUUACAGGCUGCUAUGAGUCUUGCCAUGGCUGAGAUGCAGCAGAAUUUCUUUUUUUACAAAUAUGGGUGAUUGGAUAUGGGGUACAUUUUGUAAAAUAUUUACUGUAACACAACAGUAAAAACUAAAUUAAUUCCAGUGACCUUUGGUUCUGGUGAGUAGCUUAUCUAGGCUGAUGUUGAUAAAGAUGUGUUUGCGCUCAACAAUGACUCAAAUACUCAGAUUUGGUAAAGGACAUUGUUGCCCAUAAAGCUAGAAAAAUGUCUUUCAUGUAUGUUAUGUAAUUUAGAACACUAUAAAAUGGGGGGCGGGGGGGAAUGCCCAGGGGUUAAUUUGUUACAUUGUCAUGUUAAAGGGAUUUUUUUGUUAUUGUUUGUUUAUGUAUUUUUUCCAUCGACCUGUCAACUCAUUAUAGUCUGGGAUUACAGUAUUUUUCAAUCGGGCUAUUGGGGCAUGGUCAACUUAUAAAAAAAAAAAAAAAAAAGUGAUGUCUGAAGAGGACUGGAAUUCUGAGUGCUUUUCAAGUUGUGAAUUUUAUAAAAUGUUAGUGUAACAAACAAGUUUUCAUUAACAUUUUAAUAGCUAUCAUUUACCAUAUCUUAACGUUCGUAUAUGUAGGUGCAUAUGAUUACAUGAUGCACCUAUAUACUAACUUUAAGGUGUGGUUGCUACUGUAGCAUUCAUUUGAUGUUCUGGACCCCGCACUUAAUCAUCACUGCCUAGGGCCUGCACGGCCUAAGCCUGGCCCUGUGUAUAUAUAACUACAUGCAUCUGUAUUGGAAUAUGUCUGACCUUCCCUAUGUUUUUUCUUAAUACAUUUGUAUGUGUAAAUACUGUGGGUGCAGGUGCUUAGGUAUACAGGAAGAUCUGCACUAGAUACUGUACUUCAUUGCAUAACAUAGUUCACCAAAUGGUUCUUGAAUAAAAUGUGUGUUAUAUAAUUGGUAUGAAAACAUACUCUACCUAUCUCAUUCAAUUGUUGUCUUAACAAAAUUGUCCUUCAUUAAAUUAGUAUUUGAUCUUAUUUUGCAUCAUAAAAGUACCUCAUAAGGACAAUGCAUCAUGAUAUUGUAUCAUGCCCUGUAUAUCGCAACUAUAUGCUAUAUAGUACCAUGUCAUGACAUUAGUGUAUCAUUAAAGCCUUAAAGCCAUAAUACUGAAUGCAUGAGAUGUGUGUUUUGUGGGGUUGUUUUUUUUUUCAAAAUUUUAGCAGUCACCAAUUAUUGUUUUUUGUUAUUUUCUCCCCAAUUUA